AUCCAAAGGUACCUCAAGACUUUCCCACAAGACGGCCUUUGCGGGACAGGGUGUAUCUAUAGUCGUGGAGUGCUCUCUUUCCUUGUCUCCUAGUGCUCUCUUUCCUUGUCUCCUGAGCUAAGGUGAACAGGAAUACCAGAUAGGAAAUAUCAACUCCCAAACAGCAUAUAUUCCCAACGCGUUGUUGUUAUCGCCCAUCCUGUAUUUAACACAUCAGUACUUGUGAAGGUGAGGAGAAGAAACUAGUCUAGAGUUAGAGACUAUUGAGACGCCCUCUGCCACGGUCAAAUUCAGGUGAGCUGACGGUAGGUUCUGCGUUUGAUUCAGUUCGGGGUUUCUACGGUUAGGUGUGUUUUUAAAGAGGGCUGUUGAAAAUAUGACAGAAAACGCUGCGACGUGAUCAACAGUGCAUUUUAAAAUAGUUUUUUUUAACUGCUUUGUAGUACAGAAAAAAAGGUGUAUUUAAAAUUGUAGAGAGAAUUAAAACAAACAUCGGACAUUCUUAAACUCUUACUUUAAGUUAUUUCGUCAUGGACGAGGCAAUGGCGAUUAUGUUGAUAUCCAUUGUGAUGUUUUUGGGAUGUUUUCUAUUAGGUUUGAUUCCACUUUUGAUCAAACUUUCUGAGAAAAGGCUGCAGUUUGUCAGUAUUUUUGGGGCAGGCCUGCUCUGUGGUACUGCUCUAGCUAUCAUCCUACCAGAGGGGGUGGAACUACUGGAAGAGUCAUGGAGAGUGUCCUCCUGCUCUGUGGUCCCAGUAGCAGCCAAUAAGAAUGCCAGUGACGGUGGGGUCGGAGGUCAGCUCCAGGAGAUGGGCCCCUCCUCUAAAGGUCUCCCAGCACGGUUCUUCAUCGGGGUCUCCCUGGUUCUAGGGUUCAUCCUCAUGUUCCUGGUGGAUCAGAUCAGUAGCUACUGCUCCAUACAUGAUCAACGUACUGGAACAUCCAACAGGACCACUAUCACAACUACAGUAGGACUGGUCAUCCAUGCUGCUGCUGACGGUGUAGUUUUAGGUGUUGCCGUGGUUUCCUCAAAGGUCACAGUUCAACUGGUGGUCUUUCUAGCUGUCAUUCUGCACAAGGCUCCUGCAGCAUUUGGCCUUGCCACCUUUCUGUUGCGCGCAGGUUUAGAGAAGAGGCAGAUUCAGAAGCAUCUAUUGGUGUUCUCUGCUGCAGCACCUGUACUCUCCAUCAUUACAUAUUUUAUCCUGAACGCGAGUGGAGGUUCAGCCCAGCACCGUCUGAGCGCUACAGGUGUUGGGAUGCUGUUCUCAGCCGGAACGUUCCUCUAUGUUGCUACGGUUCAUGUACUACCAGAGGUCAGCUCCAGGGGGCAGCAGCAGAGCUUUGUAAAUGUAAUCUCUGGGACCGGGCACCUCCACGGGACUGGGACUGGGCAGCAGCAGAGCUCUCCCCACCUCCACGGGACUGGGACCGGGCACCUCCACGGGACUGGGACUGGGCAGCAGCAGAGCUCUCCCUACCGCCACGGGACUGGGACUGGGCAGCAGCAGAGCUCUCCCUACCUCCACGGGACUGGGACUGGGCAGCAGCAGAGCUCUCCCUACCUCCACGGGACUGGGACUGGGCAGCAGCAGAGCUCUCCCUACCUCCACGGGACUGGGACUGGGCAGCAGCAGAGCUCUCCCUACCUCCACGGGACUGGGACUGGGCAGCAGCAGAGCUCUCCCUACCUCCACGGGACUGGGACUGGGCAGCAGCAGAGCUCUCCCUACCUCCACGGGACUGGGACUGGGACUGGGCAGCAGCAGAGCUCUCCCUACCUCCACGGGACUGGGACUGGGACUGGGCAGCAGCAGAGCUCUCCCUACCUCCACGGGACUGGGACUGGGCAGCAGCAGAGCUCUCCCCACCUCCACGGGACUGGGACUGGGCAGCAGGGGGACCUGGGGGUCCUGGAGAGCCUCACGCUGAUACUAGGAGCAGGACUACCUGUGUUACUGGCCCUGGGACUACAUGAUGACUAGUCUUGUGAAUCGACGCUAUCCUACCAAGUCUCCUUCAUCACUCAAAGGAACAUUGGGAAUGAAUGUGAAGGAAGCCUGAAAAUCGAGACUACACUACGACUGACAAGUUAACGCAAAGAAAGACACCACAUGAUACCAAGCACACAUUCUUACAUAGAGAUCAUUGAGGGUGUUUCCGUGCCAGAUGUAGUGUGUUUCAGUGUCUUUCUCUGAAAGGUCAAGGAGUUACUGAUACUGAUACUGUUACUGACAUGGGUUUGAACGUACAAAAAGUAGGAACAGAGUGUGUGUGUGUGUGUGUGUGUGUGUGUGUGUGUCAUGCCAAAUAGUGCGAACAGAGCGAGAGACAGAGUGAUGUGUGUGUGUGUCAGAGACUUGUGUAUUUGUGUCGAGCUUUUGUAAUUGUUUGUCUUGCCAAGUUCAAUCUCAGCGGGGACAUUCUGUUCAGUUUGUCUGAAAGAGCAAAGAACAUUUCCUGUAAGUGGAUAUCUCUUUCCUGUUUCCUCAUAUUUGUCCUUUUGUGCUUCCACUGAACAAUUAAAAAAAAAAAUGUAUGUUAAGACGAAAUCCAAACUAGAUCAGAUUUGAAUCUAAUGGCAUAAUAUUUCAUCUUUUGUCAUGUGUAAGAAAGGUUUUUGGCUGGGGGUAAUUUAGGUACUGAAAUAUUCAGGCCAGGUUGUGAAAAGCCAUCUUCAUAAACAUUGGAUGGUUGCCAUGACACUAAAUGAACCACAGUGAUGAUUAUUGAUUUUUAACAUUUUGUAUUGGAUGUGAUCAUCUUUUUUUUAGAUUUGAUAAGAAUGGGUUUACAUGAAAUAUUCAGUAAAACACCCCGCUGACAAACCA
Molecule: messenger RNA, 2831 nt
Organism: Oncorhynchus keta (chum salmon)
Lineage: Eukaryota; Metazoa; Chordata; Actinopteri; Salmoniformes; Salmonidae
Product: zinc transporter ZIP9-like
Exons: 7
Coding region: 531-1985 (484 amino acids)
Biological process (GO): zinc ion transport; transmembrane transport
Cellular component (GO): membrane
Molecular function (GO): metal ion transmembrane transporter activity
Source: RefSeq, a predicted model, not a curated record